Molecule: messenger RNA, 488 nt
Organism: Racocetra fulgida
Lineage: Eukaryota; Fungi; Glomeromycota; Glomeromycetes; Diversisporales; Gigasporaceae
Source: the annotation of a GenBank genome assembly
AUGCCUGUUAUAUCUGUACGAAUUAAGGCAGAAAAUAAAGUAAAAGUAAACUGGAUUGGUGUUCUUGUACCUAAAGAUAUUACAGUAAAGCAGUUUUAUGAAGAUUUUAUUGCAAGAAAAAUUGUUUCUGAAGUGCAGUUAAAUGAUGAAGACCGUUUACAACCAGUUAAAGUAGAGUUUUCACAUAAUACAACCAGACCUUUUAAUGUUGUUAGUAUGGAAUGUAACAUGGUUGAGGCAAUUGAAGCUUGGAGAAACAAAGUGCAAUAUUAUCAAACAAAUAGCCAAGCAUCAUUAUAUUCUGAAACACCAAUUAAUAUUUUUUCACAAAUGAUGAAUGAUGCUACUAACUUAAAACAUUUACCAACUUUUACUAUUUCUGAACAUUCAAAUUUAUUAGAAAAGGAUACUGCAAUAACAACUGGAAAAGAAUUUGUCAAAGAUUUAGCUGCUGCAUUAUGGUAUGUAGAUAAAUGUGAUCCAGAAAA